Mandrillus leucophaeus (drill) is the source of this 1698-nucleotide messenger RNA. It is a transcript of the gene OVCH2, whose product is annotated as ovochymase 2. The record is from RefSeq and is a predicted model, not a curated record. Lineage: Eukaryota; Metazoa; Chordata; Mammalia; Primates; Cercopithecidae. The transcript has 15 exons. Gene Ontology annotation, molecular function: serine-type endopeptidase activity. The coding region runs from base 1 to 1698 and encodes 565 amino acids. Gene Ontology annotation, biological process: proteolysis.
AUGCUUAUAAGCAGGAACAAGCUGAUUUUACUACUAGGAAUAGUCUUUUUCAAACAAGGUAAAUCUGCAACUCUUUUGCUCCCCAAAGCUCCCAGUUGUGGGCGGAGUCUGGUUAAGGUACAGCCUUGGAAUUAUUUUAACAUUUUCAGUCGCAUUCUUGGAGGAAGCCAAGUGGAGAAGGGUUCCUAUCCCUGGCAAGUGUCUCUAAAACAAAGACAGAAGCAUAUUUGUGGAGGAAGCAUAGUCUCGCCACAGUGGGUGAUCACGGCGGCUCACUGCGUUACAAACAGAAACAUUGUGUCAACUUUGAAUGUUACUGCUGGAGAAUAUGACUUAAGCCAGAUAGAGCCGGGAGAGCAAACUCUCACUAUUGAAACUGUCAUCAUACAUCCACAUUUCUCCACCAAGAAACCAAUGGACUAUGAUAUUGCCCUUUUAAAGAUGGCUGGAGCCUUCCAAUUUGACCAUUUUGUGGGACCCAUAUGUCUUCCAGAGCUGCGGGAGCAAUUUAAGGCUGGUUUUACUUGUACAACUGCAGGCUGGGGCCGCUUAACUGAAGAUGGCGUCCUCUCACAAGUCUUGCAGGAAGUGAAUCUGCCUAUUUUGACCUGGGAAGAGUGUGUGGCAGCUCUGUUAACACUAAAGAGGCCCAUCAGUGGGAAGACCUUUCUUUGCACAGGCUUUCCUGAUGGAGGGAGAGACGCAUGUCAGGGAGAUUCAGGAGGUUCACUCAUGUGCCGGAAUAAAAAGGGGGCCUGGACUCUGGCUGGUGUGACUUCCUGGGGUUUGGGCUGUGGUCGAGGCUGGAGAAACAACGUGAGGAAAAAUGAUCAAGGAUCCCCUGGGAUCUUCACGGACCUUAGUAAAGUGCUUCCCUGGAUCCACAAACACAUCCAAACUGGUAAUCAGAGAAAGAGCUCCAGAGCCAGGUGCAGUGAGCAGGAUGUCACAGUCAGCGGGGCUGAGGGGGAGCUGCACUUCCCAGAAAGCCUCCACCUAUAUUAUGAGAGCAAACAAUGGUGUGUCUGGACCCUGCUGGUACCAGAGAAAAUGCAUGUGUUGCUCAGUUUUUCCCACCUAGAUGUUGAGUCUUGUCACCACAAUUACUUGUCAAUGUAUUCUUUAGAAGACAGACCCAUCGGAAAAUUUUGUGCAGAAAGCCUCCCUUCAUCCAUUCUUGUUGGCUCUAAUUCUCUAAGGCUGAAAUUCGUCUCUGAUGCCACAGAUUAUGCAGCUGGGUUUAAUCUUACCUAUAAAGCUCUUAAACCAAACUACAUUCCUGAUUCAGGUUGCAGUUACUUAACUGUCCUUUUUGAAGAAGGCCUCAUACAGAGUCUAAACUAUCCUGAAAACUACAGUGACAUGGCUAACUGUGACUGGAUUUUUCAAGCUCCCAAACAUCACCUAAUUAAGCUUUCAUUUCAGAGUCUGGAAAUAGAAGAAAGUGGAGACUGCACUUCCGACUAUGUGACAGUGCACAGUGAUGUAGAAAGGAAGAAGGAAAUAGCUCGGGUGUGUGGCUAUGAUGUCCCCACCCCUGUGCUGAGCCCCUCCAGCAUCAUGCUCAUCAGCUUCCAAUCGGAUGAAAAUAGGACCUUCAGGGGCUUUCAGGCUACAGUCUCCUUCAUUCCUAAAGCAGUAUACCCAGAUUUAAACAUCUCCGUAUCAGAGGAUGAAUCAAUGUUUCUGGAGACAUGA